AGCCUUUUGCGUCCUUGUCCACUUACAAGUCUCUGGCAAUCAUUUUAUACUGCUUUGAAUCUCACACCAUCUUCAAAGUGAUCGUUUGCAGAGAGUAUCAGUUGUAGACGCACCGCCUCUCUUCCGAGCCAGUGCAUACGUCAACGCGCUCAUUGUACCAUCUUGAACACCAUCUUACUUGAGCUAUAUACCUACACUCCCUUCUCACCUCAUAUUGUCCAUGUCGUCUCCUGCUGAACAUCAAUCCGCAUCUGAGCCAACAUCUUCUGUAUCGCCCGCUCAGGCCAUCCAGAGCCCAUCAGCUCAGCCUGAGAAACCGUCUUUCAGAGUGUACAGGCCCCCGCAAGCAUCCACGACUUCACCGCGGGAACUUCCUGAGGACUACUUUACACCUAGUGCAGCAGAUCUGAAGGCAGCUCAGGCCUCGCUAUCUGCACGUACCCAAGCUCUUGUCAAUGCACCACUCAGGAACCGGGCGGUGCGUGAGGCGGAGGAGACGGCGAAGAGAGCGAAGUAUCCAACAACGACGAUCCGUGUACGGUUCCCCGAUCGAACACAACUAGAAAAGACAUUCCCUUCGACCGACAAGAUCAAGUCAGUCUACGCCUUCGUCCGGGAAUGCCUGCUAGAGGAUGUCAAGCCUAUCAAGUUUGUCAUAUACCAAACGCCUCCCAAACGUGAACUGAGGGUAUCAGACCCCAACGUACGCGAUUUAUCAUUGUUCGACUUGCACCUCGCACCGUCGUCAGUCCUACAUUUGAAAUUUAUGGAGGAUUCCCUGAAUCAUGUGGAUGUACCAGCUCCUCUUGAUGCCUCUGUUCUUGCACUUGCAGAGGAACUGCCUAUCCCUCCCGAUCCAGAAUCUACCUCACCCCCAGCCUCAUCUUCGUCUACGCCGUCUGCAAGACCGGUUGGGUCAUCGUCAUCUUCGUCUACUUCAUCUGGACCUGUGAAGGUGCCUAAAUGGUUGAAGCUAGGACAUGGAAAAAAGUAAGGGAGCAGCACGUAGAUGGACUAUGUCCUGUAGUAUCGGAUAUAUGGAUACACUGUAUAUACAACGUGUCUGGCAUGACUCCAAUCCCUCAUUCAGUUGCGUCAUGAAUGUCCACCGCGCUGUAGCUCAGGGUCAACAUAUUUCAUGCGACCUCGACCUGGAAUACAGGGC
Messenger RNA from Somion occarium, 1165 nucleotides. NCBI's taxonomy places the organism in Eukaryota, Fungi, Basidiomycota, Agaricomycetes, Polyporales, Cerrenaceae. The record is from the annotation of a GenBank genome assembly.